Bactrocera dorsalis (oriental fruit fly) is the source of this 3747-nucleotide messenger RNA. It is a transcript of the gene PIG-O, whose product is annotated as GPI ethanolamine phosphate transferase 3. Gene Ontology annotation, cellular component: endoplasmic reticulum membrane. The transcript is spliced from 6 exons. Gene Ontology annotation, molecular function: mannose-ethanolamine phosphotransferase activity. Gene Ontology annotation, biological process: GPI anchor biosynthetic process. NCBI's taxonomy places the organism in Eukaryota, Metazoa, Arthropoda, Insecta, Diptera, Tephritidae. The coding region runs from base 304 to 3537 and encodes 1077 amino acids. The record is from RefSeq and is a predicted model, not a curated record.
GUGCCCUGACAGAAGUAUUUCCAUAAACAGCUGACGUUUUCACUCAAACGACAAUAAAAAACGAAAUUAUUUAUUGUUUCACAGUAUUUUUUGCAUUUAUUACAGAAAAUUAAGUAGUUCAUUGGCCACGAGAUAUAAAAUCAAAAUUCAAUAUGCAAAGAUAAAAGUUAUCAAGGCGAAAACAGAAACAAGUUCUCAACGCAUCGCAGUAAUAAGUUCUAGUCAGCGCUAAGCAGAAUCAUUGGAGCUGCUUUGCAUUAAUAUACAUUAAUAGAUUUUACCUAAAAUUAACCCAGUCAAGCCAUGAAUUAUGCGUGGAGCUAUUUUUUCGUGCUAAUAUGGUUGGCUUAUUUGAUAUCAUCUGGUGUUCUGCUUUUCUCGCGAGGUUUUCUUCUUUCACGUGUAUCCAAAACGGAUAUUAGCUCAUGUCAACGCCUAUCUUUAAAUGAAAGUGAUGAAUAUUUUUUAAGUGAGGAAAUUGUACAAGAAAUCUUCAAGGAUGUAAACGCUACUUCCAAUUUGUGUCUGCCGCAAAAGUCAAAAGUGAUUAUUUUGCUCAUUGAUGCACUAAAAUAUGAUUUCGGUGUCUAUAAGGAGAAUAUUUCAAAUCCACUUCCUUAUGAAAAUAAGCUGACAAUAAUGUACGAUUUGAUACAAAGUUCGCCCGAAAAUGCACACCUCAUGCAAUUUAAAGCCGAUCCACCAACAACCACUUUACAGCGCCUUAAAGGUCUUACAACCGGCAGUUUACCAACCUUUGUUGACAUGGGCUCGAAUUUCGCUUCUCCCGAAAUCAACGAAGAUAAUAUUAUUGAUCAGUUGGUCAGACAUAAUCUGCCCAUGGUAUUUUUGGGUGAUAGCACAUGGACAGAUCUGUAUCCUAGACGUUUUAGGCGUGCUUAUUCCUAUCCCAGCUUCGACAUAUUCGAUUUGGAUACAGUGGACAACAAAAUUGAACAGUUAUUGCCAAAAGAACUUGCAAAGGAUGACUGGCAGGUACUUAUUGCUCACUUUCUUGGAGUUGACCACUGUGGCCACAAACACGGACCUUUACAUGAAGAGAUGGCCCGUAAACUCAGUGAAAUGAACGAAGUCAUAAAAUCAGUUAUAGCAAAAAUGGAUGGUGAUACAACUUUACUUGUGAUGGGUGAUCAUGGCAUGACGGCAUCGGGCGAUCAUGGAGGCGAAACCGAAGAUGAAACUAAUGCAUUGUUAUUUGCCUAUACUAAAGGCAACAAAUUCAUCGGUAGCGAAUUUGGUUCUGAUAAUACAACUAUGCAGCAGAUCGACCUCGUACCCACCUUGGCCACAAUACUGGGUGUCCCCAUACCCUACUCAAAUUUGGGCUUAAUCAAUUUCAACAUCGUACCUGAUAUUAAAGUGCCGUACAUGAACAAAUUCCAGACACUUUUACUCCAUGCCUGGCAAAAUGCGCAACAGAUGUAUAAGUACUUCUUCAAUUAUGCUUUGGAGAACAAGCGUACAUUCAGCGUUGACGAAUUGGAGAAUAUGCAUAACGAAUAUGUCUUAUUCACUCAUCGCGUCAAGACGGUCUACAAUGAAGCGGGCUUCAAAUCGUUUAUUGGUGAUCUAAAUGCUAAUAUGCGACUAAUUCUCAACACGUGCCGUGAAAUUUGGGUGAAAUUCGAUGCUGUGCAAAUGUCCCAAGGACUCUUGUUUACGCUGCUGCCAAUAUUCUUUUCAUUUCUGGUAGUCAACAACUUAAAUGCCUUAGAGCUCUACCGUAUAUUCACACCGAAGGGAGUUACAUUUACGUAUCUCGUAAAUAUUGCGGCUGGUUUCUUUGGGUAUCGCUACUUCAAGAACUUCUCUUUCAAAUCGGAGGACCACGGCGUGAUAUUCUUUACCAACAUCGUCAGCGCAUUUAUUCUAAUUUUCCACGCCCUGCAAAAUUGGCGUACAAUUGCCAACAAUUGGUCGGCGGUGAAGCGUUUCGGCAAUAUGCCAACUCGAAUUAUUUUCAUAAUCGCCGUCAGUGUAUUCUUCUCCAACAGUUUUAUCAUACAGGAACCGAAAAUACUGUCAUAUCUACUAGUAGGAUCCAUUCUACUGCUGGCGUAUGAAAUCAUUCAGAAAUGUUUGCGUCUUGAACUGAAUAAGCGCUUCAAAUGGUCGCAAUUUUUACGUUCCACCAUCGCGCAAUUGCUACUGUUCAGCGUACUGGCGAUUAUUAUCGUUCGUUACACGUAUAUGCUCUUCCGUUGUAGAGAGGAACAGGGAAACUGCGUAGAUUUCUCAGGCAACUCUGACGGUUUCUCGAUAAAACGUCCAGCAACCGCCAAGACCUACAUUUUUGCAGUGGUCAUUAUAGUGCUGUACACAACGCUCUCCCGACUCUAUCUAAGGCACAGCGGUAGCUUAACCGGCGGUUCGCCCAAUGUAUGGCUCGCACGGUAUGGACCCACAAUAGCUUCGAUUUGUGCUGGCGGGCAUUUGUUGCUUGCCCAUAGUGCCGUGAAAAAUGUGAAGCGCACGCACAUCGAUGCCAUGGCGCUGGUAAUUUACGGCCUCAUGCUUGUGCAGAUAGUUGUGCUGUGCGUUUCGCCAUUGCUGACUUUCUACGUUCUGCCCAACUUUAGCACACCUAUUCAAAUUAGGCCGUGGGACAACGUCAUACCGCAGAUAUUCAAGAAGAUCAAGCGCAUGUAUGACGACGCAGAGGCUCGUGUGAAUCAGAUGGAUGCAAUGGUCUAUGGGCUGACCACCGUGUACUCCUCAGCCACUAUCGUGUUUGGACUGUUUCUCAGUAUGAUGCUGAUUGUACUACUCGAACCGCGUGCCACAAUUGGUAUGGUCGCGUGUAUAGCGAUUUCGGUUGUCAUCAUCUUGGUUCAUUCCACAUUGCGCUUUCGAACAGCGGCGAAUUUAGCAAAUUGCAUACAGCCAACAUUUACGGGUAUAGUCAGUUGGUUUUUAUUGGCACAUUUCUGCUUCUUUGCCACGUCUCAUCAAACCACCCUCUCGCAGAUUGAUUGGCGCGCUGCUUUCGUUGGUCGUACCAGUGGUCUUGGGAAGUCGCAUUUAAUUUCUGGAGUUCUAGUUAUAUUGAACACAUUCUGUGGACAAGUCUUCUUUUUUUGCAUGUACAAUCUGCUCAGUUUGUUAACAUUCUCACUUUGCGCACUUCAUCCGAAAUUCAUAAAAGGUACAACCGCUGCAAACACGAAUGCGAAUGGGACGCCCGCCACAUCAACGGUCGAAGGAAUUGGCUUGGACAUGAUGCGUGGCGAAUUUCUGCUGUAUGAAAAUGAAGGCACCUUCCUUGCCAGUUCAUUUAAACUCGCAGUACAGUUUUUAAUACUGCAAGGAAUUAAGGUGUUUUGUGCCAUGCUGGCUUGCACCAUUCACUGUCGUCAUCUGAUGGUGUGGAAGAUCUUUGCGCCGCGCUUCAUUUACGAGGGCAUUGGCACAUUUGUCAGCCUGACGGCUCUAAUUGUUGGAUAUUUCGUUAUUCUGCGCAUUAAUCGCGCUUUAGAGCGUUUAAUUUUCAAGGCGAACAACUUGAAAUUAGAUUAAAAUGCUUUGUUUUACAGUUGUAAUAUUAUUGUAGAUACUCGUUUUAUGAUUUUACCUGCCUUAUUCCCCAGCGACUUUGGCAGGCAUAAUUUGUGUUUUUGUGUUUGUAUACUUUACAAUAGUAUUGAUAUUUUGUAUUAAACUAAUUUAUUUGAAAGAAACCUACGUUACUGCAUUUGAUAUUUUAAAUAAAAAGCGAAAAAUUUUAAA